CUGUCAGCCACAGUUACGUGUUGCUUUAAGUCCCAGUGGACGGAGUUUACUCUCACAAACACCAGCCGAAAACUGGAGAGGACCUGCAGCAGCAAAAAGGGACAGUUUUCCAAAGAGGCGUGAGCUGACUGGACGCUGUGGAUAAAAUAACAUUGGCAAAGGUUUCCAGUGGACUCGAUCUCCAGGAGAAGAGAGGAAUUUAAGUCAGAGGAACAAAAACAAAGCAUUAGUCCACUACUGUAAAUGGACGCAGUGAAGAUCUCGUAAAGGACACAUAUUUUAGACUCACCCAGUGUCCGCUCCCUGGAUAUUCCUUGGCUCUUUAAAGCGCGCUACAGAGAGCCACAGAGAUGGAUGUGGCGGCUGAUCAGCCCCGCUGGAUGCAUCACCAUGCCGUGCUGAACGGACAACACCCGGACUCUCACCACCCCGGUCUGGGGCACAACUACAUGGAGCCCACGGCGCAGCUCCUGCCUCCGGAUGAGGUGGAUGUUUUCUUUAAUCACCUGGACUCACAAGGAAACCCGUACUACCAUAACACUGCGAGGGCCAGAGUGUCCUACAGCCAAGCGCACGCUCGUCUGACGGGGACUCAGGUCUGCCGGCCUCAUCUCAUCCACAGUCCGGGGAUUUCAUGGCUGGACGGAGGGAAAGCAGCCCUGUCGGCUCACCACCACAACGCCUGGGCCGUCAGCCCCUUCAGCAAGCCCAGCCUGCACCACCCAGGCUCCGCGUCCCCCGGCGGCCUCUCUGCCGUCUACCCGUGCAGCAGCAACUCAAACACGGUCUCCGCGUCCUCGUUAACGCCGCCGUCCCACUCCAGCCCCCAUCUGUACACUUUCCCCCCUACACCACCAAAGGACGUAUCGCCGGACCCGGGGGCCGCGUCUCCCUCCGCCACCAGGAUGGACGAGAAGGAAUCUAUCAAAUACCAAGUGUCGUUAGCGGAGGGGAUGAAGAUGGAGGGCUCCAGUCCGCUGAGGAGCAGCCUGGCCUCCAUGAGCGCUCAGACCCCCUCCACCCACCAUCCCAUACCGACAUACCCUACCUACUCUCUCCCAGCGGCACAUGAGUACGGCAGCAGUCUGUUUCACCCAGGCAGCCUGCUGGGAGCAUCCUCCUGCUUCACCCCCAAGAACAAAGGCAAGACACGGUCCUGUACCGAGGGCCGCGAGUGUGUAAACUGUGGAGCCACCUCUACACCUCUGUGGAGACGUGACAGCACCGGACACUACCUGUGCAACGCCUGCGGGCUGUACCACAAGAUGAACGGCCAGAACAGACCGCUCAUCAAACCCAAACGCAGGCUGUCUGCUGCCAGACGAGCAGGCACCUGUUGUGCUAACUGUCAGACGACCACCACCACGCUCUGGAGGCGCAAUGCAAAUGGAGACCCAGUGUGCAAUGCCUGCGGCCUCUAUUAUAAACUGCAUAACGUGAACCGACCUAUGACCAUGAAAAAGGAGGGAAUACAGACACGCAAUCGAAAAAUGUCCAACAAAUCCAAAAAGAGCAAGCGGUGCAGCGAUAGCUACGAGGAGUUUUCCAAAAGCAUGCACGACAAGAGCUCUCCCUUCAGCGCCGCCUCUCUGGCCGGCCACAUGUCCAUGGGCCACUUGCCACCUUUUAGCCACGCUGGACACAUGCUUCCCACGCCCACCCCGAUACACCCUUCCUUUGGGCACCCGCACCACUCUAACAUGGUGACGGCCAUGGGCUGAGAGGGUGAGGACAGGGGUUAACAUAUAGGAACGCUGGGGAACCUGAGAUGGUUGUGUGAACAGGGAUGAAGGUCUCACUAGAGGACAGUGUGUACAAUGUUACAGACAUGCAGUUUGUGUGUCUUUUUGAUUGUCUCUUGAUUGAUUAUGCCAACGGUAUGUUGGAGAACAGAUGUAUCAUGGGAGGAAAGGACCUUUUUACUCCUUAUCUAUAGGUACCUAUUUGAUGGAGGAAGACAAACACACACAUGUAAACACAAAAAUGUCAUUGCACCUCAUAGUUUUAUCCCCACUGACAGCCUGACAGACUGCGGUGUGGUUCAGUAUGUGCCGAACAGGUUCAUAGUAACUGUGAAUAUUGUAAAUGUGUGAGACGGAAGGGGACGGCCCAGACAAAGCAAUCCCCUUCACAACAUUAAAUAAAAAUAUGCUGGAUUGUUUUUUGCUUAUGGACAAUUUUAAAGGAAUUUUCACAAAUGAAACAAGCAAACAAAAAAGGUUUAUGAAUCCUAAUUUGACACUGUUUAUUAUAAUUAUUGUUAUUAUAAUUAUUAUUAUUCAGAUAAUUUAUUUUCACUGCCUUUUUUCUUUUACUAUAUCACCUGAAUCGUAAUAUAACUGUUAUCCCAGGUAUGAAUAUAUUUUUAGCUGAAGCGCUUUCUCUGAGCUGGUCAACAUUUAUACUCGUUAAGAAAUAAAGAUAUCAAGUUUGUUAUCCCA
Molecule: messenger RNA, 2441 nt
Organism: Siniperca chuatsi (mandarin fish)
Lineage: Eukaryota; Metazoa; Chordata; Actinopteri; Centrarchiformes; Sinipercidae
Gene: gata2b
Product: GATA binding protein 2b
Exons: 6
Coding region: 351-1721 (456 amino acids)
Biological process (GO): cell fate commitment; positive regulation of angiogenesis; negative regulation of transcription by RNA polymerase II
Cellular component (GO): nucleus
Molecular function (GO): zinc ion binding; DNA-binding transcription factor activity, RNA polymerase II-specific; RNA polymerase II cis-regulatory region sequence-specific DNA binding
Source: RefSeq, a predicted model, not a curated record